This is a messenger RNA of Encephalitozoon romaleae SJ-2008, 576 nucleotides long. RefSeq lists its product as hypothetical. Lineage: Eukaryota; Fungi; Microsporidia; Unikaryonidae. The record is from RefSeq and is a predicted model, not a curated record. The transcript has a single exon. Bases 1 to 576 code for a protein of 191 amino acids.
AUGAGGAUUUUCUUUCUUUUACUAGGAAAGGUGAUGUCGGAUGCAUUUUCACUAUUGCCUGUGUUCACCAAGGAAGAUGUACCUCUGGAUAGCACUUUUCUUGUGUAUAUCUACUAUUCAAGGCCUAAUGUUCACUGCCCCGCCUGUGAAUCAUUUAAUCGAAAUAUUUCCAAGCUCCAGAAGUAUAUUCCUGUGAAGAAAAUAAAUUUCUUUGAGGACCCAAAAGUAGCAUCGUGCUUCUAUUCAUUUAUAUUUCCAUCUUUUGUAAUCAGAGACAAGGGCCGUAGCUACCAUCUAGAUGUGGAUGACUUUGAAGAGCUGGAAGAGAUAGUAAGAAACAAAAGAUGGACUCAAUUUAAGCCUGUAAGGCGGUGGAUGGACUUAGAUUCGUAUUUCAUUAAUCUAUACUCUACUGCAAAUUGUGCUUUCUUCAAGGUUAUGCAGAAGUCAUAUGUGGUCUUGGAUGUAAUUCCUGGGUGGAUUAUAAACCUUGGGUUCAGUGCCAUCAUUGCAUACAUGGUUUACUCCAUAUGCACUAUUUUCAUGACACCUGUAGAGAAGAAAAAGAAGGAAUAA